Molecule: messenger RNA, 4643 nt
Organism: Trematosphaeria pertusa
Lineage: Eukaryota; Fungi; Ascomycota; Dothideomycetes; Pleosporales; Trematosphaeriaceae
Product: P-loop containing nucleoside triphosphate hydrolase protein
Exons: 3
Coding region: 318-4550 (1410 amino acids)
Biological process (GO): transmembrane transport
Cellular component (GO): membrane
Molecular function (GO): ATP hydrolysis activity; ABC-type oligopeptide transporter activity; ATP binding
Source: RefSeq, a predicted model, not a curated record
AGCAACUUGCUUUGGCGCGAAUCCACGACUGCAAAAACGAGCGCCAGCCAAAAUUACUGCUCAACGGCAUGGGCUCAGGAAUUUCCAUCUUCAGUCAUAUGCAAUGGAGAAGCGAGUGAAUGGGAACAGUUGCGCCCGUGGUUGCGAACAAUAUUAAGGGCGAACAAAGUCGUCGCGUGGAAUGAACAAAACUAGUCCGCUUUUAGAAAUCCUCCAACCUCCGCCAUCAGGGCACAUCAUAUUUUCCUACUUUCUUAGCAGCCACCGUUUUGUCUUUUCCCGCUCCGCACGUACUUUUGACUCGCUUGGCCGGUACCAUGGCGACGUCUUCUGCUUCAAAUCGCACCGACGAGCAAGAAAAGAUGAGCACCGAAGAAGAUGAAGAGCAAGAAAUCAUUCAGCAGUUGGGUUGGAAAGCCCUUUUCGGUUUCACGACGACGGCCCAUCUUCCAACGCUUUCCGUAGGCCUCGUGGCCGCCCUCGUUGCCGCUCUUACACUCCCCGCCAUCGCCGUUGUGUACGGUCUCAUCUUUCGACAAUUUGCGGACUUCGGUGCAGGAACGAUAAGCGCGGCUGUCAUGCUUCAAAACUCCUCGAGAUAUUGCCUAUACUUGACGGCGUUUGCGGCACUCAAUUGGCUCGCCAACAGCAUAUACUUCAUAACGUUCUUGACAUUCGGUGAGCUCCAGGCACGGAGUGCAAGGAACAGGAUUUUCAACACGCUGCUCUGGAAAAACAUGGCUUGGUACGAUACGAGGGAGACUGGUGUGGCGGCGUUCCUCCCUGCUGUUCAGAUGCAGAUCCGAGACCUACAGAUGUCAGUGUCUCAACCGCUCGGAGAGGCUGUCCAAUGCUUCAUUCAGGCCAUCGGUUCGUUGGGCGUCGCCUUCUACUUUUCAUGGAAUCUCACCCUAGUCACCAUUGCCUCGGUCCCGCUUGUAUAUGUCGUCAUGGCGUACCUAUCCGGACUACUGUCGAAGAGCGCCCAUGAGCAAUCCAACAAACUUCAACAAGCUCUGAAAUACAUCACCAACGUCAUUCACAACAUUGAGCAGGUAAAAAGCUUCAACGGCGAACGAUUCGAGCUCCAGAGGUACACAAAUAUCAUCGCUCGCGCUGGGGGUCUCUACAACCGCCAGGCCAGUCUUCGGUCCGGACAGCUCGGCUUCAUGCAGUUCAUCACACUCAGCAUAUUCGUCCAAGGGUUUUGGUACGGCAGUCAUCUGGUCCAAACCGGUGAUAGGAAUGCUGGGCAGGUUGUUACUACCUUCUGGGCUGCAUUAAUGGCCGUCCAAGGCAUCACUGGGUUCUUGCCACAAUUCAUUGUCCUUCAGAAGGGCCGGGUGGCUGCAGCUAGGUUGAGAGCGUUAGUGACGCAGAUAUCCCGAACUGAUACCAACAACGAAACUGGAGGUCAGCAGCGACCCGAGCGAUGCGCCGGGGACAUUGAGUUCAGAGAAGUGUCCUUCUCGUACCCAUCACAGCCGGACCAGACUGCUUUGCGCGAUAUUUCGAUGUCGAUUGCUGCUGGCCAGACUACUUUUGUAAUCGGUAGAAGCGGAUCCGGAAAGAGUACGUUGGGUCAACUACUUGUGCGGUUCUACCAACCUUCUUCCGGUGCAAUUCGUCUCGAUGACGUUCCGCUCGAACAGCUAGAUGUUCGAUGGCUUCGUGAGCAGAUCACACUUGUCGAACAACAUAGUGUGCUAUUCAACGAGACCAUUCGACGCAACAUCACCCUCGGAAAGAAAGGCGACAACGUCAGCCUUCUCGCGAUCCAAGAAGCUGUAGAGUUUGCCAUUCUCCAGCAGAUGAUUAGAGACCUCCCAAAUGGUUUCGACACUCAGAUGGGGCUGAAGGGCAGCAGUUUGAGUGGCGGGCAGAAACAAAGGAUGGCCCUCGCUCGAGCCCGGCUGCGAAAUACACCAGUCUUGAUCCUGGACGAAUCAACAAGUGCUCUUGACUAUAUCACGAGAGUUGCUAUUCUCGACGCCAUCCGUGCUUGGCGAAAAGGCAAGACGACUAUCAUCAUCACUCACGACACAUCCCAGAUUUUGCCGGACGACUUCGUUUAUGUCAUGGACCAAGCAGAGGUACUCGAAAAGGGCACUCGAAGAGUCUUAGAGGCCGAAAGGGACUCUGCUUUUCGAACCUUCCUCAACUUGCCUGAAUUGGAUGAUGCGAACCUCGAAGUAUCUCCAGUAGACGAGACGGGCGAUAUAAUGUCGCUGUACGCUGACUCAUGGGGCAUCCCUAGUCUGCCAGGCCGCCCCUCUUCUGCUAUCUUCUUUAGGGAGUCUUUUCUGUCGCCCUUUUUGAGUCCCCGGCAGUCUUUCAUGCCGCCGUCUUCUAGGAGGCCCUCGGCAGCUUCAUCUGAGGUGGAUCUCACAUCACGUCGCGCUACGAUGCCUCCAGCACUGCCAGCGUCAGCUCCAGGCACACUUGAAGAGAAGGCGUUUGAGGAGAAAAGGAUGGCUGCAAGGCUCCGACCGCUUUCAGUGGCCUCGCAUUGCUCUUCAAUUCAAGAUAUCUCUACCCUACGACCCAUCUCAUUCACGCCAGGAAGAUUUCCGAACCACGUAGAGACGGAAAAGGGCCCCUCAUUCCGCAAAACGUUCUGGGCCAAGAUGGAAAUACGUAAGAAACGUCAACUAGCAUCCGAGGAACCCACGCCCGCCGUAAAGACUCUUUCCAUAAUGCAUAUACUUGGCUCCGUUUCGCCACGAGUCGGCUGGCCUUCUCGUCUAGGUCUAGUCGUCGCGUGUAUAUGUGCCAUCAUUCACGCAGGGGCGACCCCAGCUUUUGCCUACGUCUUCUCCCGUCUGUUAGCCACUUUCUACACUGCAGGUCGCCAACAGCAACAAGCUCAGAUAUAUGCCCUAACGAUACUCGGCAUUGCCAUCGCCGACGGCCUGGCGACCUAUGGCUUCAACGCUCUGUUCGACAUUAGCGCCCAGACAUGGGCCAACGCGCUCAAGUUGGAGUCCAUGAGGCAUAUCCUCAUGCAACCGCGCGAGUUCUUCGAUCGGGAAGAAAACAGCGUCUCACGCUUAGCUGAAUGCUUGGAUCAAUUCGCGGAGGAGGCUCGCAAUCUUCCUGGACGCUUCACCGGGAUUGCUAUUACCGUUGUAGCCAUGAUCGCCAUUGCUGUCGUGUGGAGCUUCGUCCACUGCUGGAGGCUCACCAUUGUGGCUCUCGCAUGCGGUCCAAUCCUGUUUGCUAUCACAAGAAUCUACAAUGCCAUUAGCAGCCGCUGGGAGAGGUUCUCGAACGAAGCUGACGAGCAAGUGGGACAAGUCUUGCACGAGACCUUCGUCAACAUCAGGACGGUCCGCUGUCUCGUCCUGGAAGAGGUAUUCCGCGCAAAGUAUAACGAAGCAACUGCGGGCGCGCUUAAGGUAGGCAUGAAACGAGCGAUAUACACCGGCUCCAUAUUUGGUCUCAACUACUCCGGCACUAUUUUCGUCUCCGCGUUGCUCUUCUGGUGGGGUUCCUACAUGAUUUCAAAACUGGAAUAUACGCCCACUCAGAUCAUCAUGGCGUUUAACAUCCUUAUGCUAAGCGUGGCGCACGUCAGCUGGCUCGGCAACUACAUUCCGCAGAUCAAUGUUUCGAGAGAUGCUGGAUCGCGCCUUAUGCGUCUUGCACAUCUUCCCUUGGAUUCUCAUGAGCUUGUUGGCACGCAACAGCUCUUUAACGCUGGCGAAAUUGCACUCAAAGACCUGAACUUCACCUAUCCAACACGGGAAGAACAUCCUGUUCUCCACAAAGUCAGCUUCAGCAUCGCACGCGGAAGCUGCACUGCCAUCGUGGGCACCUCCGGUUCCGGAAAGUCUACUAUCGCCGCCUUGCUCCUGAAGCUGUAUCAAACCGACAAUCCGGCAUUAGAUACCAGCCCCGACCUGACUAUAUCUGGUCAAGAUAUCAAGAAACUGCAUACCUAUACCCUCCGCUCCCGCAUAGCGAUCGUGUCUCAAACCCCUGUGCUGUUCCCAGGCACUAUUGCGGAAAACAUCACAUAUGGCCUAUCGCCAUCCUCUCAGCUUACCAAAUCCGCCAAAAUCUGCGCAGCCGCUUCCGCAGCCGGCGUCGCUGACUUCAUCGACAGUCUUCCGCAAGGGUACCAUACUGCCGUGGGCGAAGGAGGUACGGGCCUUUCUGGCGGGCAAGCCCAACGCAUCGCCAUAGCUCGAGCGCUCGUCCGCGAUCCUGACAUCUUGAUCCUGGAUGAGGCAACGAGUGCGCUGGAUGUCGAAUCCGCUAGUAUCAUCCGCGACACGAUCCAGCGACUAGUCACUGAAUCGAAACGUGACGACGCGGGUGAAGGACCUUCAGCCAGGGUUGGUGCAGCGGCGCAGCGGAGGGAUAUGACCGUGAUCAUUAUCACGCACGCGAGGGAGAUGAUGGCGAUUGCGGAGCAUGUCAUCAUGCUAGAUAAGGGGAGGGUAGUUGAGCAAGGGUCUUUCGACGAACUGAAGAGGAAGAGGGGACCAUUUUCGAGGUUAUUGAGGGGUGAGGGUACCGAGGUGCCGCUUAGGGGGCUGGGGUAGCGUCUGAAUUUGUAACUGCUAUGUCAGGAGGAGUCGGGCGAAAGUCGUCGUUUCUCGUUAGCAUUAGCUGUCGUUUAAACAUAGAACGUUGCA